This is a messenger RNA of Asterias rubens (European starfish), 3299 nucleotides long. RefSeq lists its product as uncharacterized. Gene Ontology annotation, molecular function: protein binding. Gene Ontology annotation, biological process: signal transduction. The record is from RefSeq and is a predicted model, not a curated record. NCBI's taxonomy places the organism in Eukaryota, Metazoa, Echinodermata, Asteroidea, Forcipulatida, Asteriidae. Bases 492 to 2366 code for a protein of 624 amino acids. The transcript is spliced from 3 exons.
UAGAAUUCUACCUCCAUGGACUGUGCAUGCAGUAUGUGUCAUCAAAAUAUCCGGUUGGUGAAGUAUUACACUUGUGAAUUCCCGAUGAUAGUUUCCAGUAGUUUCGGAUGUGAAGUAGAUGCUACUAAUUCCUACUAGCCAAUAAUUAGUAGUACAACACGAGGCCCACUGGGAAAGAAGCUAGAAUAUUAAAUGUACGGACCAUGGUCGCAUGUUCCUUCAAUCAAGGAUCUGUUAUUCUUCGACACUGAGGCUCGAAAUGACGUGUUUAUAGAGGUCAUCAUCAAACAACAGCAAAAUGUGAUUGUCAAGUAAUCUGUGAGCGAUUGCCUCACUGUGUGAUCAUGCAGUACUGCUUGAGUAAAGAUUUGAUUGAAACAACAUGUGGACUUCUGCAAGUUUGGCUAUAGUGGACCCAGCCCACCAGUGGAAGGUCACAGGGUGGGUGGAUAGAGCAUAGCCACGGCGAGGAGCAGCCAAAUAGUCUCACUAUGGCUCUCCCUGAUCGAAUACUUGCCAUGAUGGAUCUGUUCAAAUGCCAUCUCACGUGGGAGGAGCUCGCGCCCAUCGCCAACGACAAAAGCACCCUCAGCCGUGAGGAGGAUAUACUUGCCAUGGAGACUUUAGACUUUCUUGACCGGCCGACCUUUUACACAGCUACGCGGAACCUUCAAGGGUUCAUUGCUUACUAUCUACAGAAAGUGGAAGAAGCACGGCUCUUUUUUGAGGACGUCUUAGACAAAGAUAACAAUAACAUUAAUGCACUUGCCAGUCUUGCCCACAUCUUCAAAGAACUCUAUCAUUUGGAUCUGCACAGCAGUUACAUCAACAGGCUUAGCUUAGUCUUGGAUAAUCUGAGCCUGGAGGAGAGAGCAAGAGCGUUUGCAGAAAGAUCUUUCGCCAUCCGUAACUUUGAACAAUUUAAACGCUGCUUCAGAUACAUGACGUAUAUUGAACGUGCUGCAACCAUCGGCAAGAAGUGUGCUGGACCUGAGCGAGCAGAGUGGUUCUUUGACCACGCCUUGGCUCUUUACAGGCGAGAUGUCCAGAUGUUGUACUUGAGAAGGCUUCACUUGGAGGAUGGUGGGUGUUUCGAUAGUUCAGAUUGUUACUCUGACACCCGAAUAAAAGAGGGAUUCCAAAAUGCAUGCAGAUACUUCCUGGAUGUAGCACUGAUUAGCCCAUCAAAGGACUAUCAGGCCCUGUCAUGGGUCUUUCUGGGGAUUCUUGUAAAUCAUGAUCCUGAAAACAGAAAUCUUGCCGAUGUGUUUCCGAACAAGUCGGGCUACCACCUCACCGCAGAGCAGUGCUUUGAAAAAAGUUUGGAAAUACACCCAGAUUAUUGUAUUGUACUCCGUCGAGUCGGAGCAGAGUAUGUGAAACUGGGGAGGUUCAAAGAUGCUAAGAGAGCCCUGGAUAAAGCUUUGGAAAUUAUGCCGUCCCGAUGUUCAUAUCGCUAUCGAGCAGAGUUGUUCGUGAAGAUGUACGAGAGUUCUUAUGAGGCGGAUGAACAGGUAAAAAGAGAAUGGCUGACAGCUGCAGUUUCAGACUUUGAGGAAGCCCUUAAGAUGUACGAGUCCCAUGCUGACCUCUCGGAUCUUGGAUAUGUUCUCUUUCUCCUUGGUGAUAAUGAAAGGGCCCUCGCCAAGUUUCGUCAGGCCACAAACAGCAAGCAGGAUGACUAUUGUGACCCGGUGCUGACUCACCAGCGAUGGGCAGAGUGCCUUCUGGCGAUUAACCAACUUAAAGGAAGCCAAUUGCAAUUAGAACUGGCACAAGAGACACUCACAAAGAUCCUUAACACGCCGCUUAUGGAGGAGCAGUGCGACUCUCACUUCACGCAUGAUUUUGAAUUCUACAACACCAAAGAGAAGCCUGGCUUUGUUCGUGUUCUGCAGGACCAUCACUUCUGGACAGUUUGCACAGAGCCAGGCUUCCCUGCAGCAGCUAACCGCGACCUAGCAUUUACAUUUGAUGCGUUUCUGUGUUACGCAGAACAGAACAAGCGCUGGGCUAUGGCAUUUGUAGAAAAGCUUGAGUCGGAGUACAACCUUCGGUGCUGUAUCGAGGGGAGGGAUUUCCAAGUUGGUAAGAAGAUCACCAAGAACAUUAUAGAGUGCCUGAAGCAAAGUUAUCGGUGCGUGAUCCUCUUCCCGGGUGAUGGAGGGUCGAUGUGCCACUCCAUGGACCAUGCCGAGAUCAUAUCACAGAAGAGGAAAGAUGGAUUCAUCAUACCCAUCAAGCUAAAGGACUGCCCAAAACCUGAAGAGCUAGAGCCUCUGACAUUUAGAGAGUGCACAGAGGGUCAGAUUAAAAAGGAACACUGGGAUGAGAUUGUAAGGCUGUGUCGACAGACCACAGGUUAAAAUGAUUUAAAGAUGCUGAAGCCUUUAACGGUUAGUGCAUCGUCAACUGAAAGCUCCAGCUUAGAGUCAUUCUCUCAUGUACGACAUCCUUGACCUGGACUCCGCUCAAUUUUAGACGUUACUUUAUUCCAUGUGCCCAGAACAUACACUGGAAGAUUGUAAGGCUGUGUCGACAGACCACAGUGUGAAAUGAUUAAAAGAUGCAGAAGCCUUUAUUGGUAAGUGCAUCUUCAAGACAAAACUCCAACUUAGCUUCGCUCUCUCAUUGACCACAUAACUUUGGUAGACCCGGACUCUGCUCAAGUUUGAACAUAACUUUACUGUGCCCAGAACAUACACUGGGAUGAGAUUGUUAGGCUGUGUCGACAGACCACAGGGUGAAAUGAUUAAAAGAUGCAGAAGCCUUUAACGGUAAGUGGAUCUUCAACACAAAGCUCCAACUUUGCAUCAUUCUGUCAUGUUCCACAUCCAGGACCUGGACUCUGCUCAAGUUUAGACAUUGCUGUUCUCAAAGUGCCUAGAACAUACAGCACAGCUGGUGGCCAUGCAUUCCAGGCACAUGCACCUUGACUCUGGAAUGAGCUUCCACAGUGCACAGUCCCCUUCCUUGGAUGCUUUUAAGAAGACUCAUCUGUUUGAACAAUGACCUGCAUGUUCGCCUGUACUAUUUGGUUGGUUCGAGACUCUGUUCAGCGUUGUGCUCUAUAAAUGUAUUUAUUGCAUUAAUGGUUGUACCAAAGCAAGCUUAUCAAAAAAGACGAGAGUGUACCUACUGUCAAUGAGUGGAUAGCCAAUUAUUUUCAGUUCGCCACACUCUAGGACCGAAGUAGACUUGUGGAGAGAGCUGCUCUGAGUGAGACUACUGCUCUACUGACUAUCUUCUCUCAUUUAAAGGAACACGUUGCCUUUGAUCGGACGAGUUGGUCUAUAAAA